CACAAGCAAACAAUCUUUCCUAUUCUUGGACAUCACCGCCCAAUUAUCCUUAGCAAGAACACAUAUAACGUUCACAAACUUGAGUAGGACCGGUCGAGCCAAAUCGUUCUCUCAUCGACCAUGGCCUCCUUCUCAUUCCGCUCCAGCUCGCCCCGUCUCCUCCCCCUCGCGCGCACGGUGCUUGUACUGGUAGUUCUGUGCGUCGUUGUCCCUGCGCCUGCCACCGCCGUCGAUGGCUGCAACCUCACCGCCGGGUUCGUGAAGGUGGACCUCCCGGAGGGCAACUUCGUUGUGCAGAGCCCCUACAACGUGCCGGAGGACCAGCGCUACCGCUACGACGUCACCACCGGCGUGCGCACGUUCUGGGUGCACGCCGACGACAAGCCCUUCAACACCGUCACCGCCACGCAUCCCCGCACCGAAGUCCGGCUCACGUAA
This is a messenger RNA of Phragmites australis (common reed), 438 nucleotides long. Its product is annotated as citrate-binding protein-like. NCBI's taxonomy places the organism in Eukaryota, Viridiplantae, Streptophyta, Magnoliopsida, Poales, Poaceae. The transcript has a single exon. The record is from RefSeq and is a predicted model, not a curated record. The coding region runs from base 121 to 438 and encodes 105 amino acids.